Octopus sinensis (East Asian common octopus) is the source of this 471-nucleotide messenger RNA. RefSeq lists its product as uncharacterized. The transcript is spliced from 2 exons. NCBI's taxonomy places the organism in Eukaryota, Metazoa, Mollusca, Cephalopoda, Octopoda, Octopodidae. Bases 1 to 471 code for a protein of 156 amino acids. The record is from RefSeq and is a predicted model, not a curated record.
AUGACCUGGUCUAGUAAUUUGAUGCCUUUAAUUGCCAUAGCUGACUAUAAUGCUGCUAAACCAGUAAUUGGGGAUGACAUCUUCCUGAGUAACCUGAUUAACUAUACAGGCAAUACUUUAGAUUAUUGCAAUGUAUGCAGGUGGGUCCAUCGUCUGAAAGAUGAAAAUGUGGGAACUGUAAGUGUAGCCAAUAAACUCCGUUCUGGCCGGCCGUCUUCUUCUGUGAAUCCUGCCAAUAAAGCAAAAGCAGAUGCUCUGAUCAGAGAAGACAGGUGCAUAACUCUUGAUGAGUUGGCUGAAAACUUUGAAGUGAGUCACGGAAGUGCUUACAACAUUGUCAAAUCACUUGGCUUUUCAAAAGUGUGUGCUCGUUGGGUACUGAGAGAGCUGACUACCGAACACAAGACUGACAGGGUCAAUGCCUGCACUGAACUUCUCGAACAAAGUCAAAGAGACAACACCUUCUUUUGA